GUGUGAUGUGAUUUCCAUUUUGAUUUUCGUCGCGCAAUUUUUAUUAAUAAACUUGAUUUAAACUAUAUUAAACAGAAGUGUUUGUGGAUUAAUAGUAAAACCAUAAACGUGGCAGUAAUUUUGAAACGAAAAAUUUUAAUAUCAAUGCGUAAUUUCGUGUGAAAAAUAGUCUUUGAAAAUGGCACAUUUGCAGUACAUGCCGGGAGAUCCAAGAUUAGUCGAUCAGCUAGUAUGUGAGUUAAAAUCAAAGGGAAUAUUCGAUCAGUUCCGUAAGGAAUGCAUUGCAGACGUGGACACAAGGCCAGCAUACCAGAACCUACGGCAGCGGGUGGAAAGCUCCGUGGCCACGUUCCUGUCCCGGCAGAUCUGGAAGCCUGAUCUUAACAAAAACCAGCUUAGAGAGAAGCUGAGGAAGCAUUUGCUUGAUGGCAACUACCUAGAACAAGGAGUGGAAAGAAUAGUGGAUCAGGUGGUUAACCCUAAAGUAGCAUCAGUGUUCAUACCUCAAGUAGAAGACCUAGUCUAUAACUACCUGGGCAUUCCGAGGAAGAAGACUGCAGGCCCAGAAACCUCCAACGGAAAACCCGAAGACCUUCUACCAACAGACUUAGAAGCCGUCAGCCCAGGGUCAGUCAAGAGUCACGAUGAGAAAGACAUGGACAUAUCAGACGAUAAAGAAGAUAAAAUGGAAAUUGAUGAUGAUAAGCCUAAAGAGGUCAAAGACGAUUCAAUCACAUUUGAAUCUAUUGAAAAGGAAAAAGAAGAGUCAAGGUUGUCUGGUAUCAGUGAGUUGACUCUUCAUGAUUCAGAUGUAAGCAUUGAUAAGAGUACUACAACUAUACCUUUACCAGCUGAAGAGAUUAAAUUAGAAAAUAUACCAGCACCAGAAAAUAGCCCGCCGAAUAUUAAAAACAAGAAUAUAGAUUUGGAAAAGAUUGAUUUGCCAAAGGAACCUGAUCUGUCUACGGAUAUUCCUUUGCCAGAUGAGAUACCUAAAACUGAAACAGAUGCGUACUUUAAGCCUAUACAGAGUGAAGAUGACGAUUCUAGUUCGGACUCAUCAGUACGUAGAAACGUCUCGCCGUUGACUCCUAUACGGAAUUUCAACAAUGAAAACUCUUGCGAUGCACAACAGGCGUUUGAAAAUGACGAAUUCAAAGACGACGACAAGAAAGAACCAAGCACUUUUAGAUUCACUAUUGAAUCCAAAGCUGAUGAGUGUAUUGCUGAUGAAGUGAAAAUCGAGAAGAAAGAAGAAGCACCUUUCCAAUUCAAUGCGCAAGCAAAUUUAAACACAUUUAACACUCCAUUGUACGAUGAUAGCUCGAAUAGCAACAAUUUACAAAUCGAUUAUGAAAGCGACACUAACAGUAAAGCUACUGAACUUAAACCACCAGAACCUGACCAAAAUUCUGGUGAUUCAAACAGAAAGGAGAAAAAAGAUGAAAAGAAGAGCAGCCAUAAGAGUUCGCAUCGUUCAAGGGAUUCCUCCCGACAUUCGAGUAGUAAAGAUAAAAGAUCUGAAUCUAAGCACUCUAAAGAUAGUUCCAGGGAUAGUAGUCGCCACGAUAAGAAGUCCAAAGAUGAUAAAGCCAAAUCUAGUAGCAAAGAGAAAUCUAGUGAGAAGAGUGACAAAAAGGAUAGUAGAGAUUCGUCCAAACAUAGAAGUUCCUCUAGUUACAAAUCAUCAAGCCACAAAGAUUCUAAACACAAGAGUUCUAGUUCCAGCAAACAUUCAAGCAAAGACGAUAGAAAGUCCUCCUCAUCAAGUCAAAGAGAAAAAGAAAAAGGCUCUGAUAAAUCUGACAAGUCAGAGAGGUCCAAAGACAAAACGCGAGAUUCUAAAUCUAGCAGUUCUAAAGAUAAAGACAGGAAGAGUAGUAGCAGCAAGAAGUCAGAUGAGAAAGAAAAUAAAGAAAAGAAGGAAAAGAAAGAGACAGAUGAUCACUACAGCUUGUCUGGAAGAGGGAACCCUAAUAGACGCUCUACAGAUAGAGAUUCCAACGACGGUAGUUCGUCUUCUAAAGGGUCGCAUCGACCGUCUCACUCCAAAUCCUCAGGGAGUAAGAAAGAUGGUAAAGGUAGUUCAAAGUCAGAUAACACUUCUACUAGUGGAGAUUCCGCAAGUCCUAGCGACGCUGUUGAGGUUAAUACAGCGAAGAAUGGGUCACAAAAUAAGCCUAUAAGAGUGGACACUCAUCUUGGAAACCGUGUAGCAACUCCACCAAGACUACCUUUUGUACCAGACGUAACCAUAAAAAAGCCGAAAUUCGCAGCGAACCUUGAAGAGGCUAAGCAAAAGAUGAAAAUGAGAAAAUUCCUAGAAGAAGAACAGAAAAGAAUGAAUCAAGAAGCGGCUUUACUUCUAGAAUUUCAGGCGAAUGUUAGACCUAGUUUGAGCCAGGUUUAUUCUAGCAUACCUGGACCUGAAUUGGAGUUUGCUUGUGUUUCUAACAGUGUUCAACCGACACAUUCACAAGUUAUUGUACUAGAUGAACCGUCACAAAAUAAUACUGAAGAUACCAAGACGUUUAUCAAAGAAGAAAUUAAUAGAAAAGACGAUGUUAAAGUUGAAUACGUUGAAGAAAAAGACGAUGAAAUAGCCAAGACGUUGAUAGCUAUGCAUGAAGAUGGCAGCUCUAAUCAGGAACUCGAAUUUACAGAGAUAAAAAUAGAAGACACAAUUAAUAUCGUAAUUGAAAGAUUACCUGAUGCAGAAGAAAUUGAUGAUGAAAAAGUGGAGACUGGUGAAAUGAGUAAUAAAGAUAUUGCUAGUGAGGAAGAGAGUACCAUUGAAGUUGAGGCUAAAAAAGAGAAGCCCAUUUGUUACGAAAUAACUGUCAUAACAGAAGAAAUGUUCGACACAGAUGAAUCACAGACAUCUACACCUAAAUUCGAAGUAAAAUCUGAUGAGAAAUCUUUUCACUAUUUCGCUGAACAUGAAAAAUACGAUGCAGAAAUUGAAAGAAAUAAGUUCACAGAUUUUUUUAAAAGAUUUACAGACAAUAUGUCUACAAGCAAGAUGUACUUAGUUAACUGUGAUACUUAUGAAGAGAAUUUGAUGAAAGAAGUGUCACAAACGUAUGGCGAUUACGAAAUUGUGAACUACUAUAAAAACAGCCAAGUAAGAGUCCCUAAAACAUCUAAAAACAUAGUGAAGAAUGUUAAUGUAGCUGAAGAAAUAACAUUACCAACACAUAAUACUAUUGCAUCACCUGUUACUCCAAGAUAUUCACCUAUAUUUAGUCCAGUCAAAUCCGAAUGCUCUUUCGAUCUAUCUAGCGAUUAUGACAACAAAUUAGAAGAGAUGGUAAACAAGACUUCUAGGCAGGAAAUAAUGGAAAUCAUACUUGGUGGUGUUAUAGAUGAUUCACUAAGCGAAAUGCCUCAAAUUGAUUACUGUAUGGAUUCAAACAUUGAAGAUAAUGGUCUUAAAAGGAAGAUUACUGAUGUGGAAAGCACUAAUAAUAAUAGACAAAUUUUGACGCCGAAUAAGAUGAGAAAGCUCAGUGGGUCUGAUCAGAUUUCAUCUACUACUGAAGAAUCUGACGAGACACCAACUAACACCAAGGUUCAAAACAACAUACGUUCCAAGUAUUUGGGCAAAGCUAAGAGGGUGGGCCUGCCGCGACCUAAGAAAACAACGCUCCCAAACAGUCCGUCGAGCGACAAGUCAGUCGAGAAUUACGAGCAAAAUGAAGCUCCCACGCAGAAUGGAAAGUUGAAGAAUGUUCCCCGAAGCAAGGUACAGCGGUAUGACACCUCAGAUUUGUACAAACCUAAACUGCAUUAUUUGUCUAGAAGGAAUAAUAUUGCUUAGAAAGGGAUAUUUCGGUCGUAUCGGUCAUGAUGGUGCUGAUUCGUGCAGACACCUCCUAAUUUACAAAUACAAAUGUACUUUAUUGCACCAAAAUAAAAAUAAAUAAUUAGAAAAGACUCUUAACUACCAAGGGAGCUAGUUUCAGUCCUGUCAAAUUAAGUUAAAAAAAGGUGUGGUUGCCCGAAUUGGCACCAUUAUGAAUUUGAAGCCUCGUAUCCACUAGGCAACAAUUAACGCGAAACACAACGCAAACAUGUACGGCAACGUUGCACAACAGCGCGCGACGUUGCCAGCUGAAGCGCAACAUGUUGCGCGACUUGUUGUUCGUUUAGAGAGCACCAAUUGACAACAUUUCAUUUUUACUAAGGUGCCUUAAAUCGAAAACCAUUUCGAGAUAUUUCUAUAAUUUACACAAAACACAUUUUUUCAGAUUUUUUAAUUCAGUAAUAAUAGAAAUAUAUUGAAAAAUCCACGAGGUCAGAAGAGGAAGGCAUAAUAAGUUCAGACCUUUACAUAAAAAUUAUAAAAAAAGUAAAUGUCAUACAUAACGUGACACUUUGUUUGCGACUUGUUUUAAAUACGCAUGCAAAGGUACAUUACAUUAUACUGCUUUCAUUCUAUCAAUGGCAGAAUCCAAUUUUCAAAAAAUGUUUUUUGUAACUUCUAGUGGAAAAAUCUUGAAAAGAAAAAAUACGUGUCUUCUAUUUAAACAAGAACUUUCGAAAUAGCACAAAAAAACCACGGCUUAAAAAUUUGAAAUGUUGUCAAUUGUAAAGUGGGGAUGUGACGCGCAACAACACUAGUUCAUCUGGCAACAUGUCACCGACGAACGUGCAGUCGAUGCGUAGACGACGUUGUUAAACAAAAGAUCCGCGCUAACUUUUAACAUCUUGGGCAAUAUGUAGCCAAGUGAAAACGCGGCUUCUUAAAUAUACAGGGUGUUAGUGAAAUCGUAACGAAUACUGAGGGGGAUGAUUCAGACCAUGAUUCUGAGUUGAUAUCAAGUGGAAUUUUCAGUCGGAAAAUUCAUGAAAAUAUUUGUUUUUUUUUUAAGUUAUUUUCUGUUCCAUACUUUUGCGACGGAAAAUUCCACUUGAUAUCAUCUCAGAAUCAUGGUCUCAAUCAUCCCUCAAAGUUUUCGUUACGAUGUCACUAACACCCUGUAUAAUAUUUACGGUCAUGUGAAACUGCCAAUACGAAAACUUGAGCCUUGAGUGAUGAGUACUGUUAAAAGCAAUAAUACUGUAGUCUGUUUAAUAAUGUAUCGAAUAUAUUAAUACUUUAAUCGGGUGAGAGAAAAAAAUGUUCUAACUCUAUUAAUAUUAUUUUAACUUCUAAGAACAUUAGUUGUAAUUUUUACUCUAUAAGCUUCUUGGAGACACGCAGAUCUGGAGGGUUGAAAACGCCACAUUGAAGCUAUGAGGGACAUUCCAAGCUACAUUCUUCAAAAACAAUAUAGAUGGCGCUGUAAAAUUUUCCUUCGUUUAACCUAAUUUCAUGGAUAAGGGUGCAUAUCAAAAUGUGCCAAGUUUGGUGGCGAACUUUCAUAUUAUGUUCCGACAUGGUUCCGACAUGAAAAAGCAUAGUUCUAUAGUUGACGACAGGUCGACAUGGCAAUCGGGGCAUAAGGUGAGCCGCGGAGGCGGGGUAGCCCCGCACACCCGCACAGUCCCCGCGGCUUCUUAGUCUUAGUGUCGCACGAGUCCGUAUCGACCGCGUUUAUCGAUUUAUAAUCUCGCUCACAUAAUUUAUUACUAUUGUGUUUUAAAAAUGGCUACGGUUGCAUCUUCGACGCGUGUUCAAGCAAAAAAUCCAAUAAUUCACUCUCAAGCUCGAGAACUAGCUAGAAAAGUGUUAGAAAAUUGUGACAUUGAACGGAAAAAUAAUUGUUACAAAUUUUCUGUCAAUCGGACAUUAGACAGGGCUGUGUGUUAUACCGGUCUAUCGAAAAGAACUAUGUCUAGGAUAAAAUCAGAAUUAAAAUCAGUGGGAGCAGAGGAAAAGUUGAAAUCACCCAAAAAACGGAAGAAGACAGGUGGACGUGGUAUUAUUUUAUUCACAUUUUGUUACAUACAUAAUAAAAAUAUAUCGAUAUUGAAAACGUCACGUCACUAGAGAAUUGCCAUGUCGACCUGUCGUCUACAGUAGCUACGAGGUAACUUGUUCUUCGUAGCUAAAACUAUCUUUUUCAUGUCGGUACCCAAUUUUUCACGAAAACAUAAUAUGAAAGUUCGCCACAAUACUGGGCACAUUUUGACAUUCACCCAUAACAGACAUAUGCAUCUUUUAUUUUUGUUUUUCCCAGGCACAAUUACAUCUUCCACCCAUUAUAAUUCUGAUCAAAAUAAAGAGUAGCAAUAUAGGUAGCAACAUAAUUCUUGUGAUUCAAAUAUCAAGCAACAAUUAUAAUAUACAGGGUGUUAGUGACAUCGUAACGAAUACUCAGAGGGAUGAUUCAGACCAUGAUUCUGAGUUGAUAUCAAGUAGAAAUUUCCGUCGCAAAAGUAUGGAUUGGAAAAUAAUUAAAAAGAAAAGAAAAAAAUUCAUGAAUUUUUUGACACGAAAUUCCACUUGAUAUCAACUCAGAAUCAUGGUCUGAACCAUCCCCCUCAGUAUUCGUUACGGUGUCACUAACACCCAUACCUACUUAUAUGGCUACCGUAUGUACGUACUUGUACGGGGUGUAAGUGUCAUCGUAACGAAUACUACUGAGAGGGAUAAUUCAUCUGAUUAUUCUGAGUUAAUAUCAAGUGGAAUUUUCCAUCGCAAAAGUAUAGAAUUGAAAAUAAUUUAAAAAAACUAAAAAAAAUCAUGAAUUUUGCGACGGAAAAUUCCACUUGAUAUGAACUCAGAAUCAUGGUCUGAAACAACCCCCUCAGUAUUCGUUACGAUGUCACUAACACCCUGUAUAUAUGCUUGUAAUUUUGAAUAAUGAUGAUGAACCUGAGUAUUAUUCGCCAUCUAUAUUAUUUCUGGGGAACGUAGCUAGGAACUACUUCAUUCACUUAAAAAGCAAUAUGGCUAUUCAACAAAUAUCAAAAGUAGCAAAUUGCUUUUUAGAUGAAUUGGGUUGUAUACUAGGUUCAAGAUAAAUUAUGAAAUUCUAAUCACUUCAUAAAGACAGUAUACUAAAACUAAAGAAAACCUUUUUGUUUUAUCUUACUUAUUUGUGAAUUUUAAUCAAGAAAAACGUAAUAAUCGUCUUCUCUUCUAUCGUGUGGGUUGUGAGUUGGAGUACCAACCUCAUCAACCCGUAAUAAUUAAUCCGACAUUUUAUCACGUUUUUCUAUGACGUCACAGCGUGCUUUUUCCUUCAAAUUCCAUAGUAAUUUCGCGUUUUGACGUUAUGUAAAAAGUAAAACAGUCUUUCGGGGAACGUAGACUCUGUGCGAUUUUCUUUGAAGGGGUAAAUAUAGUUUUUAUUAAAUAUUUAUUCAAAAUAUUUCCUAUCUUAUCAGUAACUCCCUUCAGAUAUGGAAGAAAUGCUGGCUGACGUUCAACCCUGGGUACGGUCGUCUUGACCUUUGGUUUUGGCCGCAAGGCUCCAACAUCUAUCCUAUAACCAUUAUUGCGAAGAACCUUCUGUACAUGGCUGAUUUCAGCGUCUAUGUGCUCAUUGUCGCAUAUGUCAUAUGCUCGGUUGGUUAAAGAUGUUACUACCGCAUUCAAACAAAACGGUCUAUUUCUUGCCGGAUUAAAGAACAUAUUAAUGUAAAAAGUAAUUGAUUUGACUAGUUGGAAACUGGCAUAUUGCUUUGAUGUGGCCUUUUUAUACCUCCCCCCCCACAGUAAAAACCCAUGCAGUGAUUCUCGAGAUUAGCAUGAACCGACCAUCUUGCUUUUCUUCUGGGUAGUACGAAAGAGAGGGCAAUAUAAUUCUUUCUCUCUUGCUCUAUAUGUAAUUUGGUAAUAUUUUAUUUUUGCUGUCUCUAGUGGAGUGGGUGUAUAACAUCAUAUAUGUAGAGUGUGGAGGGUUGCUCCACUGCGGGUAGGUGCAGAAAUUAUAACUCUUUUCGAUUCAUUAUCAAACAGACUUAAUUAAACCGCGACCUCAUUCAAAAGACUUAAUUGUAGUUAAUAUAUUAAUCUAUGAUAAUUAUUAUCUAUCACAUAAAACUGUGAUUAUUUAUAGUUAGUAGUAACAUAAUUGUUUUGUAUUAUGGGUAGUAUAGAAUUGAUAUAGAACGUAUUGUGCUUGAGAUAUACGUAUAUAUGUACUAAUAAUAAUAAGGCGACGAAAACGUGAAUUUUAUAAUUCUGAUCAUGGUAUAAGUGUUAUAAAUUAAUCCAUUUUAGGGUAGAGAUAUAAUAGGAUAUUUAAAAUACAUUGUUUUAAUUUUACGCGGUUAUUAUCAUAAUUAAAACACAUAAUAACGGGUUCUUACCGCGUUUAAAGUAGGGAUAUUUCGACACUGUUGCAAGUGCCAAAAUCACGGGAUGACUAUCAUCUGACUGUCAUCCCGUGAUCAUGGCACUUGCAACAGUGUCGAAAUAUCGGGAGUCUCAUAUCCCUACUUUAAACGGUAAGAACCCGUUAUUAUGUGUUUUUUAUUUAAAAUACUCUGUAAAACAAUAGUUUUGUUUAUUUAGAUGUGUCGGAAUCGUAGUCAGAGUAAUCCGUGGUAUCUGCCUACCCCUGUGAGAAGGCGAGAUGUUAUGUUUGUGUUACUUAUAAAUUAUACCCCAUAAAACGCAGCAUGAUUAACGUGAUAAGCUAAGCUGUAUACCGUUAGUGCGAGAGAGACGUAAUGAAUAUAGAAUAGUAGUUUGGUGUUAGCAGUUGAGGAGCUCGGUGGCGCAGCGGUAAACGCGCUCGGUCUGCGAUUGUUGAAGUUAAGCAACUUUCGCAAACGCCGGUAAUAGGAUGGGUGACCACAAAAAAAAAUUUUUCAUCUCGAGCUCCUGCGUGCUUCGGAAGGCACGUUAAGCUGUUGGUUCCGGCUGCAUUAGCAGUCGUUAAUAACCACCAAUCCGCGCUGGACCCGCGUGAUGGUUUAAGGCCUGAUCUCCCUAUCCAUCCAUAGGGAAGGCCCGUGCCCCAGCAGUGGGGACGUUAAUGGGCUGGUGAUGAUGAUGAUGAGACUUUGAAGUCGAUAGAUUAAAGAUGAAAACAAAAAUGGUACCAAUGCAAUACCACUCUCUAUACCUUUCUAGCCGUUUUCCCGCUACGCAAAUUCACGAAUAACACUUGUCCUGUCUGUGAUGAAUGGCAGAUGUGAAUAUUGAGCUACCAGAUUUUAUAGAUUUAUAUUAUAAUAUAUAAUAAUAAGGGGGUUUCCAGGCUACGUUCCCCAAAACCAAUACAGAUGGCGUUGUACAUGUUUAAAGUAAUAAUUACCUAUUUUGUCAUUGUUCGGGUAUAUAAUUAUUCAAAAAUAUAAUGCAAUGGCAGAAGCGUAUAUAAAAAUUAUCUUUGCAUGUUAUUUGGAUCAGUAGGCACUGCACGGUAACCGCGCCGCGCGCGGCGCGAAUUAUAUCGACGCCUUCGACCAAUAGCCGUUUGACGUCCAUCUACGUAGAUAGCACUCGUAUCGUUUAGUGGUCGAAGUGGGGUAAAUUAAGUCAUUCAGACCCAGAGUAUAGAAUUAUGUUGCUACCCAUAUUGCUUCUCUUUAUUUUGAUCAGUAUAAUAAUGGGUGGAAGAUGUGUGGCACUUGGGAAAAUAAAGAUAAAAAACAAAAAAAUAUAUACGGUCGAAUUGAGAUCCUACUCCUUUUUUGAAGUCGGUAAAAAUGCAUGUUUGUUAGCCAUGAAAUAAGAAGGUUAAACGAGGGCAAAUCUGUACAGCGCCAUCUAUUUUUUUUUUGUGGAACGUAGCCUGGAGUCUCAUUUUAAGGCUGUAUAUUGCUAUGUUAUUAAUUAUUAUACUAUUACGACAAAGUACCUAGAGCCAAAUUGCUAAUUUGUAAAUUGCAAUUAGGCUUUUAUAGUUGAUUGUAAUAUACGAUUUAAUAAAUUAUAUUAUUAAUUACUCAA
Pectinophora gossypiella (pink bollworm) is the source of this 9796-nucleotide messenger RNA. RefSeq names its product biorientation of chromosomes in cell division protein 1-like 1. Lineage: Eukaryota; Metazoa; Arthropoda; Insecta; Lepidoptera; Gelechiidae. The record is from RefSeq and is a predicted model, not a curated record. The transcript has 5 exons. The coding region runs from base 179 to 3820 and encodes 1213 amino acids.